GCUCAGUCGGUGGUUGUUGAUCGCCGCCAGCGUACGUGUCAAAUUUACUGUUGUCGUUAGCCGAAAAGCCAAAUAUAAACAAAAAUCGAAUUUCAGUUAACAAUUUUUGUGCGUGCGCGUUUUCUAGUUUGUGGCCAAUAAAAAGUCAAAGAAUAUAAAAAUCCAAUAGCACAAGCCCCGCCGGGUCAUGCACGUCGCGAGCUGCUGUUAGCCAAAAGUCAAUGUGAUCAGAGCUUAAUUAAACAGCUGCUGUUUUCGACCUGUUUGUUCUGGCUGCACGCGAUGAUGACCACAACGACAACACAACAACAUCCCAUCAUGCCGCCAGCCAUGCGUCCAGUACCCGAGAGUCCCGUCUCCAGACCGCGCGCCGUCUACAGCAUCGAUCAGAUCCUGGGCAAUCAGCAUCAAACCAAGCGCAGCGAAACACCCAACGAGGUGCUGAUAACACACGCGCAUCACAUACAUCACCUGCAUCACGCCGGCAACAGUGGCAGCAACAACAACAGCUUGUUGCAGCAGCAGCAGCAACUGCAACAUCAGCAUCAGCACCAGCAACAACUACAACAACAACAGCAGCAACAGCAGCAGCAGCAGCAGCAACAACAACAACAACAGCUGAUUGCCAAGCGCGAGGACUCGCCCACAAAUACGGAAAGCGGCCUGGACGUGGACAACGAGGACGAGCUCUCCUCGAGCCUCAAUAAUGGACACGAUCUGGGCGACAUGGAGCGACCGCGCAAAGUUCGCAGAUCUCGCACCACGUUUACAACAUUUCAAUUGCAUCAAUUGGAGCGCGCCUUUGAGAAGACACAAUAUCCGGACGUGUUCACAAGGGAGGAUCUGGCGAUGCGACUCGACCUGAGCGAAGCACGCGUUCAGGUGUGGUUCCAGAAUCGACGCGCCAAAUGGCGUAAACGUGAGAAGUUUAUGAAUCAGGACAAGGCCGGCUAUCUGCUGCCCGACCAAGGUCUGCCCGAGUUUCCGCUGGGCAUACCGUUGCCGCCGCACGCACUGCCCGGUCAUCCGGCGGCGCUGCCCGCCGAGUUUUGGCCGCCGCACUUUGCGCUGCAUCAACACUUCAAUCCAGGCCUGCUGCCACAACAGCUGAUGCCGCCCCACUACAAGCUGCCCAACUUCCAUACGCUGCUCUCCCAGUACAUGGGCCUCAGCAAUUUGAAUGGCAUCUUUGGCGCCGGCGCCGCAGCGGCUGCGGCCGCGGCCAGCGGCUGUGCAGCGGCGGCGGCCGCAUCCGCCGGCUAUCCGCAGAAUCUGUCGCUGCAUCCGUCGUCGGCGCAGGUGAGUCCGCCGUGCAGCAACAGCAGCCCGCGCGAGAGUCCCAACUCGCUGGCGCCCCAUCAGCUGGCGCAUGGCGGCACCACGCUCAUCUCUGGCGACCUGACGCUCACCUCGACGGCGGCGCAGUCGCCACGCAGCGCCACGGGCGGCAGCAGCAACGCCUCCACGCCCGUCUCCGUGGUUACCAAGAGCGAAGACUGAACCAGCGGCAGAGAAGUAACCUGCUCGACGCUCGAAUUCGCAAAUAGGAAUUCCCCCCUCGUGGUGAUAUAAUGGACGGAUUGUGUAUAUAUCUUUAGCAUAGCCCCUAAGUGGAUAAGGAAAUGGAACUUUCUGUUUGUGUUGCAAAUAUUUCCACAAAUAUUGCCUACUUUUAAGAAACUAAUCUUUAAUUAACUGCUGCAAGUGUCAUAGAAUCUAGUUAAUACGAAUGUGUAAAUUAAAAAUAAUCUUAAGAAAACAAAUAAAUCAAAGUCAAGAAAACGGCGCUUAAACUAAUCCAAAUGGAGCUAAGUUAGGGCUAGUCUAAAUAUGUCUGUAGGAUGUCCAAGUCUAAAUAGAUCGUACGGUCGUUCGUUCGGUUAAGGUGUGGUAUAUGGUAUAUUGUGAUAAACUGGGUAGAAUAGUAACAGUAGAAUUGUCUCAGAUUAAAUAACAUUAUAAUACUAUAUGGCUUAUUUAUGAUAUAUAAUAUUUACUACAGAGUAAGGGAUAAGGUUUAGAUUUAUAUAGAUAGAAAUGAGAAAUAAAAGUUGGCUCAGAUUUUA
Molecule: messenger RNA, 2066 nt
Organism: Drosophila virilis
Lineage: Eukaryota; Metazoa; Arthropoda; Insecta; Diptera; Drosophilidae
Product: homeobox protein orthopedia-like
Biological process (GO): regulation of transcription by RNA polymerase II
Molecular function (GO): RNA polymerase II transcription regulatory region sequence-specific DNA binding; DNA-binding transcription factor activity, RNA polymerase II-specific
Source: RefSeq, a predicted model, not a curated record